AUGCAGAGCUAUCAUUCGCACCGAAGAGGCUUAAGUCUGGACGACGGGCUCUUGGGACGGCGUCACCAUGCGCUUCCACAUCCUCCUCCUUCCUUUCUUAAGAGCCCAAGUCUGCCUCAGUUCCCGGAUAUUGUUCCUCAGCAGUAUGAGAGCCCGACGGUCCAACGACCAAGCACUCCCAAAAAGCAAACUGGUUCCGAAUCACUUCCCCUAACACCAGCAACAACACCAUUCCGGCGACCGAAUGACUUUUUCCAGAAUUCCGCGAGUGUUCAGCUCUCGCCAACAAGGCAACACGCAGAGAAAUUUGUCGCAAAUAGAGGCAGUUCCACAUCAUUGCAACGGGCAAAAACGGUCCAAGGGAUUGUUCGGAGCAACUUCUUUCAACAGAAAAGCCAUGUUCUCUCUCCAUCAAACACCACACUAUUCGACCCCUUGGAUACCUUCACCACCCAGUUACCUGACCUUGGAGACGAUGUAUUUCCUAAUUUCACCUUCCAUCAUGCAGAAGAUUUAAAAAAUAUCUCGGUUUCAUUGGACCCGCCAUCUUCUCCUGUUCACUCCGUUUUGAGUUCCACGUGCCAGACUACGGAUACUCCGUGCUCAGGAGUUCGCCCUGACUCUUCUCGUCCCAAAGUGCCGAUUAUGCCUGCUGUACCCCUCAUCCCUACAUAUCCUCAAACGGCUAACUCAAGUCCUUGUUCACCGCUGCUGAAGGCGCCUUUAUCGCCCCGCCCGGUGUCAAUUGCUGACUUGAACCUGGGCUCCAACGCCCACGCCUCCAUUGAAGAGACAGGCAUUACAAUUGACGACAUUGCUGCAUUUAUCGAGGGACCUGAUGGGGUCGACAAAAAAUGGGUAUGUACGUACCGGGGAUGCAACAAAAGGUUUGGAAGGAAGGAAAAUAUCAAAUCCCACGUCCAGACGCAUCUUGGAGACAGACAAUAUAGAUGCAACCACUGCAACAAAUGUUUCGUUCGUGGCCACGAUCUCAAGCGCCAUGCUAAAAUCCAUACAGGAGUUAAACCCUACCCAUGCGAAUGUGGCAACAGUUUUGCACGACAGGAUGCCUUGACGAGGCACAAACAGCGAGGAAUGUGCAGUGGUGCUUUUAAGGGAGCUGUACGAAAAGUAGUCAAACGAGGUAGGCCACGAAAGAACAGGCCAGAGCAGGCCGAACGGCACAAUAAAGCCAUCAGAGCGCGCAUUGGGGCGAGUGGAAAAUCUUAUGCGAGUUCAAUUUCGGAAUCAUCAUGUACUACACUCGCCUCUCCCCCGAGCGAAAGCAAUGAGGCCGAAAGCGUACUAGAUUCGAGUCGUAGUGAGGACUUUCCAUAUCUGCACAGUGAUGGAUUCGGUUUACCUCCCGAUGUCUUUACCUUCACGCCUCCUGCCUCACCAGGUUUCAGCACUGGAAAUCUACCUUCACCGGCGCGAAGCUUCCGUUCAAUGACACCCACCUGGGAGAGAAACUUUCUCUCUCUCUCUCCGACAAAAAGACCUCUUGAUGAUAUCCCCGAAGAAAUCCCAGCUAUCUCGCUUCUUGCCCCAGAUUCCCCGACCCCGGUCAAAAAGGGACGGCCAGAAUCUUCCUUGCAAUUGUGGCUGCAUUCGUCUACGGAAUCAGCAUUCGCUGCUGAAAAUGCGCCGGACUUCGAUGUUUUCGCCAGCCAAAGUCAACAUUCGAACGUGACUUCCAUCUCCGCCACUCUUGACCAGAGCCAACUUGCUUCUCUCCAGCUUCCAUCAACGGUCGGGAUCCUGCCAACAGAAGCCAGUGACUCACUAUCAUCAGAUUAUGAACCCUUCCUAACAAGCUCUUCCUCUCAACACGAUAACACCAGCGAACUCAAUCUCAGUUCGCAUUUCCUUUCUGGGCCUUUCUCUCAGUACUCUGAGGAUUUUUUGAACAGUUUUGGUGGUGAAAUCGAUAAUGAAAUGUAA
Messenger RNA from Paracoccidioides brasiliensis Pb18, 1944 nucleotides. RefSeq lists its product as uncharacterized. The coding region runs from base 1 to 1944 and encodes 647 amino acids. Gene Ontology annotation, molecular function: RNA polymerase II cis-regulatory region sequence-specific DNA binding; DNA-binding transcription factor activity, RNA polymerase II-specific. The transcript is spliced from 2 exons. The record is from RefSeq and is a predicted model, not a curated record. Gene Ontology annotation, biological process: regulation of transcription by RNA polymerase II. Gene Ontology annotation, cellular component: nucleus.